Cryptomeria japonica (Japanese cedar) is the source of this 516-nucleotide messenger RNA. RefSeq lists its product as uncharacterized. Lineage: Eukaryota; Viridiplantae; Streptophyta; Pinopsida; Cupressales; Cupressaceae. The transcript has a single exon. The record is from RefSeq and is a predicted model, not a curated record. Bases 1 to 516 code for a protein of 171 amino acids.
AUGGCUUUAUCAUUAGUCAGAAAAUUUAUGGGCACUAGGCCUAAUACUGAUGUUGUUAGAUCUUUCGCUAAGAGGAGAUGGCACUUGAAAGGACAGAUUGAAAUAACAGCUAUGGCUAAAGGGUUUUUCUCCUUUGUGUUCUCUUGUGAAGAAGAUUUGUCUGAUGUUCUUUGUGGAGGCCCUUGGGUUAUUGGGAAGACUUCAUUGGCUUUGAAGCAUUGGUCCCUUAAUCUAGAUCUGAAUGAUGGUAUUUUUGGUUCUUCCCCUAUUUGGGUUAGAUUGCCUGGUUUUCCCUUGGAGUUCUGGCAUGAGGAUGUAUUUAAGGGUUUGGCUAGCUCAUUCGGAGAACUUCUUUCUGUUGACUCAAUGAUGGAAGCUAGGAAAAGAAUGGUUUAUGUGUGGAUCUGUAUUUGUGUUAAUCAAAAUACUAAACUCCCAUCCUCUGUGGAUAUCAUUUCUAAGUUGGGGAAAUGGACCCAGCCAGUUGAGUUUGAGACUAUGUCUUGUCUGUUUUAA